This is a messenger RNA of Sitodiplosis mosellana (orange wheat blossom midge), 3677 nucleotides long. It is a transcript of the gene RecQ4, whose product is annotated as ATP-dependent DNA helicase Q4. The record is from RefSeq and is a predicted model, not a curated record. Gene Ontology annotation, biological process: double-strand break repair via homologous recombination. Lineage: Eukaryota; Metazoa; Arthropoda; Insecta; Diptera; Cecidomyiidae. Gene Ontology annotation, cellular component: chromosome; nucleus; cytoplasm. Gene Ontology annotation, molecular function: ATP binding; four-way junction helicase activity; nucleic acid binding.
UUUUACAGAAUUUUUUUUAUCAUUCUAUUUGGAUCCGACUGUCGAAAAAAAACCGUGUGAAAUGAACAAACGAGAUACUUGAAUAAGUCGCCAUGAAACGCACCCCAAUCAAUUUUUGAACAUUUCAAACGCUGACGUAUUGAUGAAACUCGUUGGCGCCAAAUUUUUGACGAACUUGCAAUUGUGAUGACUUCUUCUUUAUUAUUAUAAUGGAAAAGGUUCUGAAAGAAAAAAAAAUAAAUUGUUGAUCGGUUAUUUUGCAAAUUAAUUUCCACAAUGGAUGAUCCAGCAUUCAAGGCCAAAUAUCAUAAGUAUAAAACCAAAGUCAAGCUGUGGGAAAAAUCUUUUAAAGAAUUGAAUGGACGUGUUCCGUCGAAGUACGAUAUUCGCGAGGCACCGUCAGCAAUUCGUGAUUCAUACAAAAUGUACUACAAAUUGAAGACAACAUUUCUUGAGGAAACGUUGAGCGAUGCAUUGGAUGAAGACUCAUUUGAUUUGUCAAUACUUGAAAAUUCCAGUUCACAAACUGAUUCACGAUUGUCCAGCUCAUUCUCCGAAAUGUCAACGCCUGAUGUGUCGGCACUGACCAGCGAAAGUUCGAUUAUUUUGCAGAAUAGCAGCAUUGAUGCACUGCACUCGACGAUUGACAUAUCUUCGAACAGUUUUACGGCUGAUGGUCACUCACAAUCAAACCGAACUGAAUUCGAGGCAGAAGAGGCACUCCCGUUGAAUGAAAAAGCAUGGUCAAGAGCAACGAAAAUUGUAUCGAAUACAUCGCUAAAAUCAAACAACAGCAGCUCAAGAAAAUCAAUGUCUGAUAAAUUAUUUCGUGGUGCAAGCUUCCAGAAGCGAAAUCCACGAAAAUCGUUGUCACGGAAUAGUUUGACCAGCAAUCACUCGUCACAGUCGCUACUCUCGUCUAGUCAAAAGGAAUCAUUUCCAGAUUUACAAACGUACCUCUCGCAAAAGUCCAAACAACAAGAAGAUAACGAUGAAAAAACUGAAUCACAACCAGCACCAACACCAUUAGAGAUUAAGCCCGCAUCAACGAAUUUAAUCAAUAAUAUUGACGAAGAGUGGCUAAGUCGAUGCAAUAAAGCCAAUAAUAUGGAAAAUGAUUUGAUUGCAGCGUCUGUUGGAUCAGGUGAAAGUCGGAGCAAAACGACGGAACAUCCGAAAGUGUUUGGUCUUUCAAACAUAAAUGUGAGCGCUCUUGCUAGUUUUGAACGUUCUCAAGCUGCUCAAGAAGUCGUUCCAAAGAGUAUGCUCUCAUUUGAUAUGGGCAAUUUAAAUCUCACCGCACAAAAUUCGUUUGGUGGCAUUACGGCUCAGAGCUCGCUCGGACUAAGUGGUUUGGUACUCGACGAGGUGGCUGGUGAUGAUGAAGAGAUAGCCAACAGUGAAGACGAGGCUGAUAUGAAUUUAUCACGACAAAUUCGAAGUAUUCGCAAUUCAACGAAAAGAAAACACAAUGAAAUCGACCAUGAGGUCCCAGUAAAAGUGUUGAAAUUUCCGACAAAAAUUACCAGCAAUCCAAAUGUCAACAAUAAUACGAAAGAAGAGAAGCCACUGGCAAUAGAGAUCACCAUACCGCAAACGAUUCGAAAAACAAAAUCGAUCACUAAACCAAAACCAAAACCAGAAGCCGAAUCAAAUGUGGAAAAAGAAGCGGCCAAAGCAGUAGUUGUUACACGAAAGAGUUCACGAAAUGCAAAUAAAAGGACGACUUACAAGCAGAUCGUUUCGAAAUCGGAUAAUGACGAGGAUAGUGAUCCAUUCGCUGGCGAUGAUUCCGAUAAAGACCCCAAUUUCUCUGAUUCACAAGAAACCAAAUCGAAAAAUCGAAUGUCAAACGUAGUAUCGAGUCCAAACACCUCCGACGACGAAACACCGCAGCAGCAGAAGGAAGAAAUGACGAAAAAGACAAUCACACGGAAGAGAGUUGCACGUACCAAAGCAGCACCUAAACAACCACGUGCUAAAGUUGAGCGUAAAGCUAGAGUACCUGCCAAUAAGAAAGCGUCGAUGGCCGAUAGCAAUAGCAGUGUCAGUGAGACUGAACCACCACAAGAGACACCCGAUGAUUAUUUGCUUGAAUUCGGUAUGGAAAAUAUCAAGAGUGUGCCACGUGUGCCCAUCGCCGAAUUGAAACAGAACACAAUGGAAUUCUCAAAGUACGUCUACAGUGCAGAUUCAUCGAGCAAGAGCGUUGAACCAGCAAGUGGUGCUGGUCCCAGCAAACCAAAACCGCUAUCAACGAAGAAUGCCAUUGCCAGAGAUAAACUUGAGAGUAAAAUUGCGUCUGGUGCGCUCAACGAUAACUACGUGCGAUUGAAUCUUCGAAAGAAGGUGUUUGUACGUGGUAAAAAGACGAUGAACUUCAGCCGUUACAAGAAAAAAUUGUGGAAGAGCAAGAAAGCGGCUGCGUUGAGUGGACCAGAUAUGGACAUGGGAGGCUGUGAUGGUGGCAUUUUGACCUGCUUCCAGUGCGGUCUUCCAGGACAUUUUGCACAGAACUGUAAAGCAAAAAGUGAUCGAUUAUUGCCAUUGGCCGUUGAAGAAGAAUCACCAUUUCCCACACUUCAAGAGGUGGAAGAAAUGUCCAAUCAAAAAAUUAAAUUGGCACAUGGAAAUCGUGAACUGCCAAAAACUAGCAAUCCAACGUGGAAAACUGACUCUGAAGAUGCAACUACAGAAGUUACCGACGAAACGACACAAUCGGAAUUGGAAACGGAAGCUGAAAGUGAAAAUACCGUUGACGAGGCACCGACACAAACCUACAUUGGCCAUAAAAUACCCGAAGAAUUUUUGAUCAAAGCUGGCUUGGUUGGCGAUGACGUUGAAGAUGAGACUAAAAUUGAACCACUAUACAAAUUAAAUGCUGAUGGAAGCACCCUUGCCACUCCACCAGAAGUGUAUGAAGCACUGGCGAUGUUUGGCCACAAGGAGUUCCGAAGCGGACAAGAAAAAGCAGUCAUGCGAAUUUUAUCAGGUCAAUCGACAUUGGUGACGUUGAGCACGGGCAGUGGUAAAUCGUUAUGUUACCAAUUGCCAGCUUAUAUGUACAGUAGGAAAAAGCGAUGCAUAACGCUGGUCAUAUCACCGCUUGUCUCAUUGAUGGAGGAUCAAGUGCAGGGCGUUCCACACUUUUUAAACGCACAAUGUCUGCACACAAACUUGAGUGCACAGAAACGGGCAGCCACCAUUGAAGCCAUCAAAGCGGGCAAAGUGGAUGUUUUGCUCAUUUCUCCCGAAGCGGUCGUUUCAAGCGAAAAAUCCACUGGAUUUGGUUCGAUUCUGAGAGAUUUGCCACCGGUUGCCUUUGUUUGUAUUGAUGAAUGUCAUUGUGUAUCACAAUUCGGUCAUAAUUUCCGGCCCAGUUACCUGAUGGUGUGUCGAGUGCUAUAUGAUAAACUGAAAAUAAAAACUGUUCUGGGUUUAACGGCAACAGCCACGAUUUCAACAAGACUUAGCAUUGUGGAACAUAUACGGAUUCCAGAUGGUUUAGAUGGUGUUAUUAGUGAUAUUCCACUGCCGGAUAAUUUAACGCUAACCAUUUCAUGCGAUGAUAAUCGUGAUAUUGCCUUGAUACAACUGCUCAAAGAGCCCCGAUUUGUUGAAUACCAAUCGAUCAUUAUAUAUUGCUCACGACGUGAUGAAUGCGAACGAGUGGCAAA